AUGCAGUGUUAUCGUAAUGACAGCAAUUCUAGUUGCGAAAUUGGCAAGAAGGGGUCAUGUCUGGACGAAAUUGAGCCAUUUCUGACCGAGUAUGGUGUCUGCUUUGUGGUGGCACCUAAUAUCACUGUAAGGAGGCCAGGUCCGGAAACAACAUUAUCCUUGGUCUUGAACCUAGAACCGUACGAUAUUAUUCCUGGCACUGUUGCCGACUCUGGGAUCAUUUUGUCCCUACACGAUGCUGGCGAUGAUUCAACACCCCAUCACAGCGUUGGCGUUCAUCUCGAGGCUGGAAAAGUUGUCACGAUUCCGAUAAACGAAGUGCGAAGGCUGACGCGCUACAGUCAAAACUGCGGAAAGCGUGCCAUUGGACCAUUUUCGCGCAAGCUGUACUCGAAGGAAUCGUGUCAGUGGGUAUCUGUCACGCAGGACGUUGAGAAAGUCUGCAAAUGUCGUCCAGUUCACAGUCCGCACAACAGACACAUAUUCGCUGAUCAACCACCGGUGAGCUAAGC
Messenger RNA from Cylicostephanus goldi, 512 nucleotides. NCBI's taxonomy places the organism in Eukaryota, Metazoa, Nematoda, Chromadorea, Rhabditida, Strongylidae. The record is from the annotation of a GenBank genome assembly.